GCAGAGAUACUGGCUAUCAUUGGCGUUUCAAAUAACUCGGGACGAAAUGGCGUAGCAAUUGUCAUGUCUGACAAAGCCCAUUCCGCUUUGAUUGAGUGGAAACAAGUAAGCGACCGUAUGACCUAUGCCCGUUUUAAGGGUUCUGCAAUAUCUCGAAUCAUAAUGCCGCUGACCUCAGCAAUUGGCGAAUAUGGCAUCGGAAAGCUGUGCACCAAUGGGGAACGCCUUCUUCGUUAUGCCGAAAAGUAUGAACUUUUUGUUACUAAUACUUGCUUCCGCUAUCGUAGAAAACGUCUAGUCACGUGGAACUCCCCGGACAACCAACACUUCAACCAGAUUGAUUAUAUCUUAAUCAGUAGCAGUUGGAAGAGUUCCGUACUAGAUAGUCAUUCCUAUCGCGGAGCUGAAAUGAGCAAUCUUCAUGGAUCUGACCAUGUUAUGGUUCCAGUCAAGAUCCGCAUAAAACUGACAACUCACAGAAAACAGCAUCCCCCAAGAUUCUUAAACUAUCUUAAAAAAUUCGGGGAGAGUGAACGCAUUUCAAACCGAAUUAUUCAAGCAUCUCAAUGGUACAAAUACCACUGA
Dracunculus medinensis (Guinea worm) is the source of this 585-nucleotide messenger RNA. The record is from the annotation of a GenBank genome assembly. Lineage: Eukaryota; Metazoa; Nematoda; Chromadorea; Rhabditida; Dracunculidae.